CAGCCCCCGGCCCAGGAGGGAGGCGGCGGGAGCAAGAUGGCGGCGCGAGUGCUGCUGCGGCGGAGCCUGGCGGGAGCGCCCUCCGUGCCGCGCCUGCCGCCCGGCGCCGGGCUGGCCCUCAGGGGGCUGGGCUCCUCAGCACACAGAGCCCGUGAGGACAGCUGGUUAAAAUCCCUCUUCGUGCGCAAAGUGGAUCCCAGGAAAGACGCCCACUCCAACCUCCUGGCCAAAAGAGAGACCAGCAGUCUGUACAAACUGCAGUUUCACAAUGUCAAACCUGAAUGUCUAGAGGCCUACAACAAGCUCUGUCAAGAGGUGCUGCCAAAGAUUCACGAAGAAAAACACUACCCUUGUGCUCUGGUGGGGACUUGGAACACGUGGUACGGAGAGCAAGAUCAGGCUGUUCAUUUGUGGAGAUAUGAGGGAGGUUAUCCAGCUCUCAAUGAGGUCAUGAGCAAACUUCGUCAAAAUAAGGAAUUCACAGAAUUCCGUAAGGAAAGGGGUAACAUGCUCCUCUCCCGUAAGAACCAGUUACUGCUGGAGUUCAGUUUCUGGAAUGAACCUGUUCCCAGAGAUGGCCCUAAUAUUUAUGAACUGAGAUCCUAUCAACUCAGACCUGGAACAAUGAUUGAGUGGGGGAACUACUGGGCUCGUGCCAUUCGCUUCCGACAGGACARCAACGAAGCCGUUGGGGGAUUUUUCUCCCAGAUUGGACAGCUCUACAUGGUCCAUCACCUUUGGGCUUACAAAGACCUGCAAACCAGGGAAGAUAUAAGAAAUGCAGCRUGGCAUAAACCUGGCUGGGAUGAGCUGGUCUAUUACACAGUGCCACUUAUUCAGGAGAUGGAGUCCAGAAUCAUGAUACCCUUGAAGAUUUCUCCACUUCAGUAAAAUCACUGAUUUUCUUGUGCCUACAUAGAUAAAGUGACAAGUAUUUGUCUUAAUUUAUGGUAUACGCUGUAUAUCAUAGUCUGAAAUAUAAAAGUACUGUAUUGAGCUUAUAAAAGAGACCUCUUUUCUUCAGAACCCACCACCUUCUGCUCUUAUGGGGGAAAAAAAAAUAAAAAUACAGGGCCAUGAUGAAAAGGUUGGUGAAUUCAAAACAAAUCCCAAACUGUGGGACGGUUCCCCAGGUAAUGUUGGAAUAUUUCAAAUCUCCUGCUGCACAGGCACUGCCCAGAGUUCAGUCACAUUUAAUGACUGCAGCUUUUCCAAACAAAUGUGGGAGGGAAAUGAGAAUUUGUGGAGAAACGAGAAUUUAAUUUCUGCUUGUGAAAUGAGCAGUUCUGGGGUUGGCUGUGAAAUAACCCCUGAAAAAAUCAGCAACUCUCCGUUGGCAAUAAAGGAUAAUCCUGUUCAUUUGGGAUAAUCCUGUGUGGCAGGGGAUGGAUUUGGGGCAGAAAAGGGGCAUUUGCAAGGCCUCAGAGCACACAUUUGGGAAAUCACCUCCCCCUGGAAGGAAUUCAUUCCRUGCAGAGAGCCCCACGCUUCCCCCAGAGACACUGCCAAGACGUGGAUGGCUGAACACCCUGCAGGGAAUCAAUUCCCCCAAAAACACCUCCAAAAUCUGGGAAAAGGGGUUGAAUUUCAUAAGCAGUGCCCGCUGAGCCUGGCAGGGAAGGGGCUGGYGCAUGUGGGCUCGGUGGCAUCGGCGUUUCCGUGCUGUCAGUUCUCUUUUGCUUUCACUUUUAGCCUAGGACGUGUCCACACUUUUUUUUUUUUUGGUGUCUGCAACGAUGUGAACAUCCCUGUGAGUGACAAUAAUCUUCUCUCUCCAAGUGGCUCUGAGAAUCAGUGUAACUGAAUGUACCAAUCAGUUCCAAAUGUCCAGUUUGUACAUUUCGAGAAGUUUUCAGGAAGAACAUAUCAGUCAAUAAAAUCCUUUUAAUUUUCA
This is a messenger RNA of Malurus melanocephalus (red-backed fairy wren), 1894 nucleotides long. It is a transcript of the gene NIPSNAP2, whose product is annotated as nipsnap homolog 2. NCBI's taxonomy places the organism in Eukaryota, Metazoa, Chordata, Aves, Passeriformes, Maluridae. Bases 37 to 891 code for a protein of 284 amino acids. The transcript is spliced from 10 exons. Gene Ontology annotation, cellular component: mitochondrion. The record is from RefSeq and is a predicted model, not a curated record.